AUGACCAUUCUUUAAAAAAUAACAAAGCUGAUCGCUAAAACUUCAAUGAUCACAAAUUAAUGACCGAUGUAUGGUAUUCAACUUGUGCAACGAACGUACACGCCCAGCGAAGUUAUAAUCGCAAAGUAAAUAGAAAACAUUAACUAUGAGAAUAUUCUGAUAGUCGAUCGAAUUUUUUAUUUAGUUUAUCUUUUCGUUGUUGACUAAGCGUGGAGGAUGUCUGUAAGUGCUUCGGCCGAAAACCUCUCAACUGACGCACAAAGUUGUGAUGGCGGCUCAAUGUGUUUGGAACUGGCGCUGGAAGGCGAGCGCCUAUGCAAGGCCGGGGACUGCCGCGCUGGCGUGGCAUUCUUCCAGGCCGCGAUACAGGCAGGCACCGAUGAUCUCAGAACUUUAAGCGCUAUAUACAGUCAACUAGGCAAUGCUUACUUCUAUUUAGGAGACUAUAAUAUGGCAAUGCAGUACCACAAACAUGACUUAACUUUAGCUAGGACAAUGAAUGACAAAUUAGGAGAAGCAAAAGCCUCAGGUAACUUAGGAAAUACACUUAAAGUGAUGGGCAAGUUCACAGAGGCAAUACAGUGCUGUAAGCGCCACCUAGAGAUAUCCCGGAGUCUAGGAGACAAGCUAAGCGAAGGGCGUGCGCUUUAUAACCUAGGAAAUGUGUACCAUGCUCAGGGAAAGCAACUUGGCAGAGUCGGGCAAAAUGAUCCUGGACACUUUCCACAAGAGGUGCGCGAGUGCCUCAUGCAAGCAGUUGCCUAUUAUGAAGAGAAUCUGGAGCUGAUGCGCAGCCUUGGCGACAGGCAGGCCAUGGGCCGGGCGUGCGGCAACCUGGGCAACACCUGCUACCUGCUCGGCGACUUCGCGCGCGCCAUCCGAUACCACACGGAGCGGCUGCAGAUAGCGCGCGACUUCGGAGACAAGGCGGCCGAGCGUCGUGCCAACAGCAACCUCGGGAACUCACACAUAUUCCUUGGACAGUUUGAAAACGCCGCAGAACAUUAUAAACGCACGCUGUCGCUGGCGGAGGAGCUGGGCGAUGCGGCGGUGGAGGCGCAGGCGUGCUACUCGCUGGGCAACACGUACACGCUGCUGCGCGAGUACCGCGUGGCCGAGGAGUACCACGCGCGCCACCUGGCCGCCGCGCGCCGCCUGCACGACCGCGUCGGCGAGGGCCGCGCCUGCUGGUCGCUCGGCAACGCGCACGCCGCGCUCGGCAACCAUGAGAAAGCGCUCUAUUUCGCCAACGAACAUUACAACAUAUCCAAAGAACUCGGUGACGUCCUGGGCAUGGCGACUGCUCAGAUGAACAUUGGCGAUCUCCGCAAGGUGCUUGGGAUGCCGGCGGAGGCUGACGACUCUCCCCCCGCGCCUCCUUCCGACGACGACAGCGCACCCCGCACUCCAUUCAACGCUCUGCGAGUUCGAAGACAGAGCAUGGAGCAAUUAUCUCUAAUUCAGAUCACUCCUGAUGCUAAGAAGAACGAGAAGGAACCUGAAGCCGAAACGAAGAAGGAGAUCCCGCGCACCGAGUCCGAGGACAACCCGGAGUCGUUCUUUGACCUGGUGCUGCGGUGCCAGUCGGGGCGCAUGGACGAGCAGCGCGCCAUCCUCAACAGCAACAAGGAGAACCGGCACAAGCCCAAGCCGAACGCCAACAAGAUUCAGAACAUGGGGUCCAGUGACACGAUGUUGGAUAUGAUAAACAGUCUCCAGUCGGAGCGAAUCGACUCGCAGCGCGCCGAGCUGCGGCCCGCGCAGAAGGCGACGGGCAAGGAGCCUGGGCCUGGUACCUCGCUGCCCGGGCUGCGCGCGCAGCACACCACGCACUCCAAGCCUGAGGAUGACUUCCUGGAGAUGAUCGCGCGCGUGCAGGGCUCUCGUCUCGAGGACCAGCGCACCGAGCUGCCGCGCCCGCGCCCCGAGCCUGCCAAGCCGCGACCGCGCCAAGAGAACAAGGGGACGCUGCCCGACGACGACUUCUUCUCGCUCCUCAUGCGGGCUCAGGGGGGCCGCAUGGAGGAUCAGCGCGCUGCUAUCCCGAUUAAGAACAACAGCGCUCCCAAGAACGACACCAACGCGAAGAAGUAGACAGGCGUUGAGAGUGUUGUACGCGACACUGCACGUCCAGCGAUGCGAUAUAUUAUUUCAAUUAGUGAGGAUUAAGUUGUCGCUCGUUGAACAUUAGUUUAAUAGUUUGCACGCGAGUCUUUUCGGCGGCCUAGCACUAGCGAUCGACUUCAAUCACAUCGACUGCCUCCUGCCAAUAACAUGUAAUUGAUUAAAGAAACGUAAUUAUUUUCUUUAAUGUUUGAAUAUCAAUAUUAUUAUUAUAAUGAGGUACUAUAUAAAUAUGCACUUAGGCUACAAUGGGAAUACAGUAUUGUGUAACUAGAUUACUGUAGUAAGGAGCCAGUUGAAGGAAGACUUGGUAUUCUAAUAUUGAUUUAGCUAUUCUGGGGUGCACGUUCGUUGUUGUAACCUAGGUAUACAAUACUAUCUCCCAUUGAAAUGGUGCCAAUCAUUUUUAUAGCACCUUAUACAAAAUUAGAUUUAAUAAGAAAUUGACAUAUUUAUGUGUUUUAUAAUUAAAUGACAUAUCGACUAAUAAAAAUUAGGGAUAUUUUUGUUAACAAACAUCCGGCCUCUAUUGAAUAGUUUUACAAUAAAGAUGACUAGUAGUUGUAAUGUUUCGUUUGUGUUGACGACACAGUGCAUGGCGCAGGCGGCGACACGCGGCGAGGCUAUACCUAAGUACACAACGCUACAAUAUUCGUCUGUUGCUAAAUUAUUUACUUUGCUACGUAAGUGCCUGACGUCUUCGUCUUUGUUGUUAACUGCGCGUCUAUAUUAUUACUAUUAUGUACUCAUUCGCUCUAAUUCGAUAUGUUAUAAUAAUAUGACUAUUACUAUUAGUUUGACUAACAUGAAUUUUAAAUAAUGCAUUUUUAAUUAUUAACAAUCUUAUAUAUUUUGAAUAAUAAUGAAUAAUAAUUGAAUCGAAAUUUGUAAUGUAAAUUAUGAUAGUGCUCCACUGUUGGCAAUAAUUUAAUUUAUAAAUUGAUAGAAUUGUUAGUUGUAAGCGGUAACCGUAGGUAAGUGACGCGACAGCGACAGCGCGUGGAGCUCGCGCCGCCCUGCGUUACCGGACCUAUUGAUGAUGUUUCAUCUUUGUCUAUGUAAUUAUACACUAUAAUGCCCACAAGUGAUCUUAUUAACUGAUUGUGAUUUUUUAUGUAUUUAUUUUUACUCAAUGACUUACUCCUGUUUCAUAUUGUUUACCAAAAAUAUUAACAACUGUAGUUAGUUUUUGUUAUUUCGUAUACAAUAUUCAUUCCAAAUGCAUUUAGGUACUAUAUAUUAUAACGUAUACAAAUGUGUUCUAUUUAUAAAAAUAUUCUCUUUGAAACAACUAGUUUGGAGAUGAGGACUUGGACUAUUGACUGUUAUUUUAAUGAAUAAUCGAAUAUUAGAUAGCAAUGCAUGAUAACACGACACAUGAGCGCAGAGUGGAACUAACUAGUGACACGACACUAUUGACUCACCUCUUACAUUUCUCGCCAACUAAUAUCACGACUACAUGUGCUAUAGUAUUUGUAGUGUUCCCUGUGGCAAUAAGUCACCACACACAUUGUAGUAAUCUGUCAACUUGUGUAAUUAAUAAAAAAAGUAAGUUCAUGUGUGCGGACAUCAUAAGUUUUAUAACAAACUAAUGCAGGCAUUGCGGCCGCGAUUGGCCAAUGUUCGAAUAUUUUGACGGUGGAGAUGAGUCUUGUAAACUUUAAUACUUUAAUCGAAUCGAAGAAUCUUAAUACAUAGUUAGGAGAUAUAUUUCAAAUUUAUAAACCUAAAUUUGUACAAUGAACUAUUUGGAAUAAUACUUACUAUAAAAAUUUUAUGUUCAUUGUAAAUAAUAAUCUAAAUUUAUAAUUAUAAUGUAAGAAAUUGUUAAUGUAGGCCAAUAAAUGCCAAACUACACAUUUGAACUGA
This is a messenger RNA of Spodoptera frugiperda (fall armyworm), 3993 nucleotides long. RefSeq names its product G-protein-signaling modulator 2 (gene pins). The coding region runs from base 217 to 2094 and encodes 625 amino acids. The record is from RefSeq and is a predicted model, not a curated record. NCBI's taxonomy places the organism in Eukaryota, Metazoa, Arthropoda, Insecta, Lepidoptera, Noctuidae. The transcript has 9 exons. Gene Ontology annotation, molecular function: GTPase regulator activity; identical protein binding.